AUGGCAGCUACGAUGGCAUCACAAGAGGAAAUAUUAAAAAGCGAAAUCGAAAGACUGACCAGAGAACUGGACCAAGCCAGUAGCGAAAAAGUUCAAUCUGCCCAGUACGGGUUGGUACUUUUGGAAGAAAAGAAGGAUUUGCAACAGAAAUGCGAGGAAUUGGAGUCGUUGUACGAGAAUGCCAAGCACGAAUUACACAUAACACAAGAGGCUCUAACAAAAUUCCAAUCUAGUCACAAGGUAACCACAAAGUCGGGAAUAGAAUCCGAAGAAUCCCUCCUGAGCGAAUCGGCAGCCAGAGAAACGUCCCUCUACUCUCAAAUAAUCGAACUCGAAAAUGACAAUAAACAACUCCGCCACGAAUUGGACAGAGUCACAGCGGAAAGGGACCGCAUGCUGCAAGAAAACAACGAUAUGGGCAAAGACAAGGAGGACAGAAGCAUGGAAUGUAAAAGAUUACGGACCGAGCUCAGAGAAAUUAAAUUUAGGGAAAACAGAUUGAUUCUCGAUUAUUCAGAGUUGGAAGAAGAGAAUAUUGCUUUGCAAAAGCAAGUUUCUUCAUUGAAAAGCUCACAGGUUGAGUUUGAAAGUCUCAAACACGAAAUCAGGCGGCUACACGAAGAAAUGGACCUACUCAAUUUACAAGUCGAAGAGUUAACCAACCUCAAAAAAAUCGCGGAAAAACACAUGGAAGAAGCUCUCGAAUCAUUGCAAAGCGAAAGAGAAGCAAAGUAUGCUUUGAAAAAAGAACUGGACCAACAAAUCAACAGGGAAUCAUUUUACAACAUUAACAAUUUAGCUUAUAGUAUACGAGGCAUUACUGAAGAGACAGUGUUGGGCAGCGAUGGAGAAGAAGAAGGCUUGAAACACAUUGAAGCAAGUUUGUCCAGCGGAACUGGAUCCGAACUUACUUCUCCCGAUGAUAAACACGUGGAUUUGUUUUCGGAAGUGCAUAUGAAUGAAUUGAAGAAAUUGGAGAAACAACUUGAAGUAUUGGAGAAAGAGAAAAUCAAUCUUAACCAAGGACUUAGAGAAAAUCAAAGUUUAGUUGAAAAAAGCCAAGGAGAAUUACAAGUAUUCAUGGCUAGGUUGACGCAGUUGGCAGCUCACGUAGAUUCAUUACAGCACUUGUCAAAUAAUUUCGACAAAGUGCUGCAAAAACCAUCGGAGGAAGCUACCAAACUGAUAAGCCAAUAUCAAAACUGGUUCAAACUAUCCAGCAAAGAAGUCGAUCAGCUAAAAGAAGACAUAAAGCAGCUUGAAAAACAUGCAAACAUUUCCGAUGCAACUUUAAUGUUAAGAAACGAAAUAACCAAUGUGAAAAAUAAACUAUUGGAUACUGAGCAAAAGCGAAUGGAGGUUGAAGGAGAUUUUAAGUUGCUCACGGAGUUUUCUAAAGAAGCGGGGGCCUCUUUGGAGGAGACCCAAAACAAUAUACAAACUGUGACUGAGGAAUUAGCCCAAUUAUAUCAUCACGUGUGCACUGUUAAUGGACAAACACCUACUAGAGUUGUAUUGGAUCACGAAAAGGAGGGCAUGACACCAAUGACCGAAACAGCUCCAAUGAUGAUUGGCGAAAUGAGCAAACUAGAAUUAUUGAGAACUCGCCUUAAAAGUGACGUGCCCAUACACGAUCUGGAAAGUCUCAAUGAUACCGCCACUCUAGCUAGAAACGUGUGCACAAUUGUGGAUCAAAUUAAACAUCUCAGAACCGCCAUCGAGAGUACCAUAGAAAAAUCCAAAAGAGAAAAAACUAAUGGAACUUAUGAAUCUAAAGAUGAAAAUAAUGAAGAAAUCCAAGAACUGCAAGAACAAGUGAUCAGACUCAAAAGUUUGUUGUCCACCAAGAGGGAACAAAUAGCCACAUUGCGAACCGUCCUCAAGUCCAAUAAAAAUACUGCCGAAGUUGCUCUGACCAAUUUGAAGAGCAAAUACGAGAAUGAGAAAACAAUAGUUUCGGAGACGAUGAUGAGUCUCAGAAACGAGCUUAGGUUGUUGAAGGAGGAUGCUGCUACAUUCUCAAGUCUGAGAGCGAUGUUCGCCGCCAGAUGCGAAGAGUACGUCACUCAAGUGGACGAACUGCAGCAGCAACUGACCGCCGCCGAAGACGAAAAGAAAACUUUGAACCAGCUCCUCCGAUUGGCCGUGCAACAAAAACUGUCCUUGACUCAGCGUCUCGAAGAGCUCGAAGUCGAUCGCGAGAUACGAAACGCUCGCAGGCAAAACAACAGAAAUUUCCAGAGAGCCGGCAGAUCGAACAGGGAUAAUUUGUUUUAG
Molecule: messenger RNA, 2277 nt
Organism: Ceutorhynchus assimilis (cabbage seed weevil)
Lineage: Eukaryota; Metazoa; Arthropoda; Insecta; Coleoptera; Curculionidae
Source: the annotation of a GenBank genome assembly